This is a messenger RNA of Hippopotamus amphibius kiboko, 2048 nucleotides long. RefSeq names its product uracil DNA glycosylase (gene UNG). The record is from RefSeq and is a predicted model, not a curated record. The transcript has 7 exons. Bases 65 to 1003 code for a protein of 312 amino acids. Gene Ontology annotation, molecular function: uracil DNA N-glycosylase activity. NCBI's taxonomy places the organism in Eukaryota, Metazoa, Chordata, Mammalia, Artiodactyla, Hippopotamidae. Gene Ontology annotation, cellular component: mitochondrion; nucleus. Gene Ontology annotation, biological process: base-excision repair; base-excision repair, AP site formation via deaminated base removal.
GCAGCUGGCGCCAAACUCGCCGGUCCCCCGGGCGGUGCACGUUCGCUCCCUCCUCGGCUCCGGGAUGAUUGGCCAGAAGACGCUCUACUCCUUCUUCUCCCCAAACCCCGCCAGGAAGCGAAGUGCCUGCAGCCAUGAGCCGGCCGACCCGGGGACCCGCGCGGCGGCUGUAGCUGCGAGCGGGGAUGUGGAGGCCAGCCCCGCCAAGAAGAUCCGAGCCGGGCAGGAGGAGCCCGGCACGCCGCCCUCGUCGCCGCUGAGCCCGGAGCAGCUGGUGCGCAUCCAGAGGAACAAGGCCGCCGCGCUGCUCAGGCUCGCGGCGCGCAAUGUGCCCGUGGGUUUCGGUGAGAGCUGGAGGAAGCACCUGAGCGGGGAGUUCGGGAAACCGUAUUUUAUAAAGCUCAUGGGAUUUAUUGCAGAAGAAAGAAAACAUUACACUGUUUACCCACCCCCACACCAAGUCUUCACAUGGACCCAAAUGUGUGACAUAAGAGAUGUGAAGGUUGUCAUCCUGGGACAGGAUCCAUAUCACGGACCCAAUCAAGCUCACGGGCUCUGCUUCAGUGUUCAAAGACCUGUGCCGCCCCCGCCAAGUUUGGAAAACAUUUAUAAAGAGCUGUCUACAGACAUAGAUGGUUUUGUUCACCCUGGUCAUGGAGAUUUAUCCGGAUGGGCCAAGCAGGGUGUUCUCCUGCUCAACGCCGUCCUCACAGUCCGGGCGCAUCAGGCCAAUUCUCAUAAAGAGAGAGGUUGGGAGCAGUUCACCGACGCCGUUGUGUCCUGGCUCAAUCAGAACUCGAAUGGCCUUGUUUUCUUGCUCUGGGGAUCUUAUGCUCAGAAGAAAGGCAGUGCCAUUGAUAGGAGGCGGCACCACGUCCUGCAGGCCGCGCAUCCCUCACCGUUUUCAGUGUACAGGGGGUUCUUCGGAUGCAGGCAUUUCUCUAAAACCAACGAGCUGCUGCAGAAGUCUGGCAAAGAACCCAUCAACUGGAAGGAUCUGUGACCUUGACCCUGAGGGUCGUGGGUCUCUGUGGUUUGCUAGAAGCUGCCAUUGAAGUACCCAUCAUUUAUGACAUCAAAGUCAAAAAACAAUUUCUCAUAAUUCUUCAGCACCCUGCCUGCACAAGGGAACACAUUUUCUGUGGAGCAGCCGUGAGCCAGGCUGCCCCAUGGUGGCAGCUUUACCCCGCCAGAAACACAAAGGUCACCCUGCAACCUCUGGCCUGGAAUACGCCCUCUGUGGGUUAGGUUCUUGGAAGGGAGAUGAGGUCAGAUACUCUGGACUCUCUUUCCCUUUGUUACUUUUAUGGUCAGAGUGGGGGUAAGCACCUUUUUGGUACAGCCAGCUGCUACUUGUUUUUACCUGGUAGGUUAGACUUUAGGUUUUGUGGUGUUGGGUGUUUUUAUUUGGAAAGGCCCCCUUUCUUUGCCCAGCUUGGCAUUCCAGUCUCUGUCACGGACACUGGUCUGUCGUCUUUCACAGAGACCUCAGGAAGCCUGAGGACGUUUUACAAGUUCCCAGAGAUUAGGGAUCGAGAUUUCCUGGCUGUAGUUGAGGUGACGUUUGCUGAGGAACCAUGCUUGGUGUGAACUUCUGAUAGGCAGAGGCAGGGGAGAUUGAACUAGGUCUAGUUUAUAUUGUAAUUCUGUGGGUGUUUUUAGGAAUAAGCUGUGGAGGAUGAACAGGAAGGAGGAGAAAGUUCGUUUUGUUUUGUUUUUGUUUUUUAAGAGGAAAGAAAUGCUUUUUUCUUAGGUGCAUCCCACCUAGGGUAUUUGAGCCAGCAUAGACUGCCAGAGCUGUUUUUUCUGGGUGGGGGUGGGGGGUGGGGUGGGCUGAAGUCGCUGGGAUUUUUUUUCUGCAACACUGGUGAAUCUUGCUUUUUAAAAAAGAUGUGCAGAUGUGUAUAUAUGUAUAUUUUUUUAAUCCUUUUUUUAAGAGACAGUGUUUAUUAGGUGUACACCUCCAUCCCAGAUCCGGUUAGAGACUCUGUUUUGCUGUUAGCUGGGUGAAAGGGUUAACCCUGCGAGAGUAUGGUAAUAAAAGAUUG